AUGACGCCUCUGGACUACCGCUGGGCGCACGCCGUCAACUCCAAUGCCUUGUUGACGUCGGUGCAGCGUCAGAUCCAGCUGGCGGAGCAGCGUCACUUCGCCACUUCAGACUUUGACAAUGCUAUCGAGGCCGACAUCAUCUGGAGCGAGGUCAAGGAGAUUCCCGUCAUGGGCCACCCACCUGCCACCGACGGCGACUUAUCCGUUGCACAAUUCUUGGAUGUCAUGUUGGAGCUCACUGCAAAGUUCCAGAGCUCGAUGCCAAGUAAUGAGACCCCGUUGAUCGUGAAGCUCGACUUCAAGAGCAGUCGUGCGUUCGAGGCGUCGUUAGCAAAGCUGGCCAAGUUCGUGACGCAGUUCCCGUUUAGCAAGGGCAUUUUCAUCAAUGCCGACAUAUUGCCGGGUCCUGCGAACUCGAACUUCGUGGCUUUUGACGCAGAAACGUUUUUGAAACAGGUCAAUGACCUUAGCGAGUGUGACGAUGGAAAACACCGUCACAAACUCGUGCUUUCAGUCGGGUGGACGACGGCGAACUCCAAUGAGGAAGAGAUCCAUCGCGAAUACUCUUCAGCUAUGGUUAACAAUAUGUUGCGGGUCUUAAAACCAUACGGAGAUAGCAUAAGUGUGACGUUCCCACUGCGCGCGACAAGUGUGCGCAAGUCGUGGCCAGCGUUGCGCGCGUUACUUGCGCCGAAAAACUAUGGCUUAACGCUUUGGUGGGCAAUCACUCAGAUGUCCAAUGAUGAACUAGAAUGGUUGUUUUCAACACUGGAGCUUGAGACUCACGAGGAUGUCACCGGUGUUGUAACAUACGCUGGACGAACCUUUUACGACAUCAAGGGCUUCGACAGCUUUUGGGGCAGGAGGGGAUACUCAAAGCUUCCGAAUUGA
Messenger RNA from Phytophthora infestans T30-4, 891 nucleotides. RefSeq lists its product as uncharacterized. The transcript has a single exon. Bases 1 to 891 code for a protein of 296 amino acids. The record is from RefSeq and is a predicted model, not a curated record. Lineage: Eukaryota; Oomycota; Peronosporomycetes; Peronosporales; Peronosporaceae.